CCCCCACUGCAAUCCAACGAGGCUUCUCCGCCGCCGAGAGCCGCCGGCCGCUUCCACACGACCCAUCGCCCCCAUUUUUCCCCCUCCGAGGGAACCACCCAUCGGCUGAUAUUUUUUUUCUCUCCCUUCCUCUCCCUCCCCCUAUCUCGCUUUCCCACUCUCUCGCUCUCUCUUUUGACAUCAAAUCGAGGAAUCUGCUGCCAUGCUGCGCGCGUCUCUUCACCUGCGCCACCACCACCACCACCACCACCAUCAUUAUUAUUAUCAUUAGUAGCUUGUGAUCGACACAAGAUCACCCAUUUCCCCCGGCCAGUCCCCUUUGCAUUUUUUUCUUUGGGGGGGUGGGGGGGGGGGUGUCCGAGCGAGACUACGACGGGAUGCGUCCUGGUGCAAUGAUGCUGCUCCUGGUCCUUCUGGGCAACUUGAUGCCGCCCUUGGUGACGGCUCAAAACGCUGGCUUCGUGAAGGUGCCGAUGUCUGAGACCAAGCUUACGGGAGACACCUUUGAGCUGUACUGCGAAGUACUCGGUAAUCCCACCCCGGAGAUCCAGUGGUGGUAUUCCGAGAUCAACCGAGCAGACUCCUUCAAGCAGCUGUGGGACGGGGCCCGCAAGCGCAGAGUGUCCAUCAACACGGCGUACGGGGCCAAUGCUGUCAGUGUGUUGGGUAUCACACGCCUCACACUGGAAGACUCUGGGACCUACGAGUGCCGGGCAAGCAAUGACCCCAGGCGGAAUGACCUGCGACAAAACCCCGCCAUCACCUGGAUUCGAGCCCAGGCCACCAUUUCGGUGCUACAGAAACCAAAGAUCAAUGCCUCUGAUCAGGUUAUCCUGCCGGCGGACUCCCCUGGUGCACCAGUUACUCUACGUUGCAAUCUCACCACUGCCCACACCCGCCACACAGAGAGCUUCUGGAUGAAGAAUGGACGAGAGAUUGCCAACACGCGGACCGAGCAGAAUAUCACUUCUUACAGAAUUGGUAAACCACGGGCAGAUGAUUCUGGCGAAUAUAUGUGUGUAUACACAUUUAAAAUGGCUCCAAAUGCAAAUGCUACAAUUGAAGUAAAAGCAAAACCUGUCAUCACUGGCCACAAACGAAGUGAAAAUAAAAACGAGGGGGAAAACGCAAUGCUUUACUGCAAGUCAGUUGGGUAUCCACAUCCCACCUGGACAUGGCGUAAACUGGAAGGGACUUCCGCCACAGACAUUGAUAACUCCACCGGCCGCUUCUUCAUAACCAGUCAAGACAACUACACGGAGCUGAACAUCCUCAACUUGGAUAUAAAUACAGAUCCAGGGAACUACGAGUGCAACGCGACCAACGCUAUCGGAACCACCGCCGAAAUCACGAUUCUGCGGGUGAGAAGCCAUCUGGCGCCACUCUGGCCCUUCCUGGGAGUGCUCGCAGAAAUCAUCAUCCUCGUAGUCAUCAUCGUCGUGUAUGAGAAACGCAAGCGGCCAGAUGACAUCAUUGAUGAUGAUGAGCCAGUUGGACCGAUGAAAACCAUUUCCACAAACAACCACAAAGACAAAAACGUCCGCCAAAGGAACACAAAAUGAGAUGGUAAAACUGCAGUUUUUUCGGGGGGGAGCUACACAGUGGCAUCUGAGUUGCAGGCUAUCUUGAGGAAGAAAAAAAAAAGAAUAAAA
This is a messenger RNA of Syngnathoides biaculeatus (alligator pipefish), 1652 nucleotides long. It is a transcript of the gene nptnb, whose product is annotated as neuroplastin b. The transcript is spliced from 9 exons. The record is from RefSeq and is a predicted model, not a curated record. NCBI's taxonomy places the organism in Eukaryota, Metazoa, Chordata, Actinopteri, Syngnathiformes, Syngnathidae. Bases 378 to 1562 code for a protein of 394 amino acids.